This is a messenger RNA of Ficedula albicollis (Collared flycatcher), 878 nucleotides long. RefSeq names its product zinc finger AN1-type containing 2A (gene ZFAND2A). The coding region runs from base 205 to 693 and encodes 162 amino acids. Lineage: Eukaryota; Metazoa; Chordata; Aves; Passeriformes; Muscicapidae. Gene Ontology annotation, biological process: protein targeting to ER; proteasome-mediated ubiquitin-dependent protein catabolic process. The record is from RefSeq and is a predicted model, not a curated record. The transcript has 5 exons. Gene Ontology annotation, cellular component: endoplasmic reticulum; cytoplasm. Gene Ontology annotation, molecular function: zinc ion binding.
AAUCAUAAUUCACCCUGCAGAAUUGCUAAGUCAUUUAUAAGGACUGCUCUGGUUUCAAUAAAAGUGGAUGGGAGAACCUCAGGAUGCAAGUUAAUGAUACGUUUGGAUUUCAAAUAUAUAGAAACAUGACAUUUCAGAGGUCAGAACCACCAGAUUCUAGGGUUUUUUUCACUUACAGUGCAUCUUGCCAGAGAGGAGUGCUUUAUGUUUCAGAAUGUGCAGGUCCCAGUGUGUCCCCUCUGUCACACACCUAUCCCAGUGCAGAAGGGAGAAAUCCCAGAUAUUGUGGUUGGAGCCCACAUAGAUAAGGACUGCAAAUCCAAUCCAGCACAGCAGAAGAUCUUCACAAACAAAUGUGUAAAGCCAGGCUGCAAAAGGAAAGAGAUGAUGAAGUUGGUUUGUGAACAGUGUGGUGGCAGCUUCUGCAUAAAACAUCGGCAUCCUCUGGACCACGACUGCAAAGGGAGCAGCCAGCCCAUCUCCAAGGCAGGAUAUGCAGCUCUGAUGAGAGCAGCUCAUUCCACCUUCAAGUCCCCGGGAGCAACUGGAGUGCCAUCUAAUGGGAAUCGUCAGCACAACAGGUAUCAGCUGCACGGGGAGAAAAGACAAACUAAAACUGGGCUGGUGUCCACGCGGUGUAGCAGUGCCACUGUCACACCUCUGACUGCUCUAGAGCUGGUAGCUGACCUGUAAAUGGUUGGGAGUGCAGUAGAGGGGCUCUGACAGCACAGGUGCAGAUAGUAGAGGCUCUUCACAUCUGGAUCAAACCUUUAUUUUAAAGUUAAUUUUUUUUCUCUCUUUAAAUUUCUAUGCAAUUAAUUUAUUUUUGUAUUGUAAUUUUGUAUGCAUUCAAUAAACUGUUACCCUUUCUAAGCCAA